This is a messenger RNA of Glycine soja, 1145 nucleotides long. Its product is annotated as BAG family molecular chaperone regulator 4-like. The record is from RefSeq and is a predicted model, not a curated record. NCBI's taxonomy places the organism in Eukaryota, Viridiplantae, Streptophyta, Magnoliopsida, Fabales, Fabaceae. The coding region runs from base 166 to 972 and encodes 268 amino acids. Gene Ontology annotation, molecular function: adenyl-nucleotide exchange factor activity; protein-folding chaperone binding. Gene Ontology annotation, cellular component: cytoplasm. The transcript is spliced from 4 exons. Gene Ontology annotation, biological process: protein stabilization.
CAGUUGGGGGGUCCCUAUCCUGAACCACUUUUGUUUGCUUACUCCAGUGUCGUCUUUUGUUAUUCUGAUACUUUCUCUCUUGCUUCUCUCAGUUAGCUCCACCUUCCUCUUUCUUUAUCCUAUUGCUAUAUUUUACCAAUUUUAGUUUUACCGUUGUUGUUGGCAAUGAAAAAAUCAUCAUCAGCUUCAAAAGGUGCAGCAGCCAAUGAUGGAGUUAUUAAGGGAGGAAGCAUAGAUUGGGAGCUAAGACCUGGUGGCAUGCUUGUUCAGAAGAGACAACCCCUUGAUUCCUCUUCUAGUUCCAUGAUCAAAAUCAAGGUCUCUCAUGGUUCUUACCACCAUGAGGUCACUGUUCCUGCACAAUCCACUUUUGGGCAUCUAAAAAUGGUGCUUACAUCCGAGACUGGUCUUGAGCCUAAAGAGCAAAGGUUACUAUUUAGAGGGAAAGAGAAAGAGGAUGAGGAAUGCUUGCAUAUGGUGGGAGUGAAAGACAUGUCUAAGGUUAUAUUGCUAGAGGAUCCAGCCAGCAAAGAGAGAAAGCUUGAGGAGAUGCAUAAGAGUGAAGAUAUCUCAAAGGCAUGUGAAGCCAUCUCCAAAGUCAGAACAGAAGUUGACAAGCUAUAUCAAAAGGUGGUUGCUUUGGAGACAACUGUUUGUGGUGGUGCUAAGGUUGAAGACAAAGAAUUUGCUAUCUUGACAGAAUUGCUAAUGGUUCAAUUGCUUAAACUGGAUUCCAUUGCUGCUGAGGGAGAAGCCAAAGGGCAGAGAAGAGUUGAGGUUCGUCGUGUACAGAGUUAUGUGGACACAAUUGACAACCUGAAGGCAAGAAAUUUUGCUGCAUUUAGCAAUGCUGGUAACAAUGCAGUCCCUGUGAUUUGGGAGGCCUUGGAAUCAGGAGUUGGAAGCUUGAAGUCACCAACUUCAUUUCCAACAUCUACAGUGAUUACUCAAAACUGGGAGCACUUUGAAUAAAUACAAGUUAAUCCUUCCACUUUAUUUAUAGAAGAGGCUUCUAUGAUGACACUUGGUUUUUUGUAAUGACAAGCUGUUUUUGGUAGGGAAGGGUUAUGCUUGUACAAAAUUAAUACAUGUACAUGUUACUUCUCUAUGUCCAAAUAAACACUGAUUUUGCCUUGUGUGUUCAA